AAAGAAUUUUGUUCUUCACUUUUAUAUAUUUAAUUGAAUUAUCCAAGAUAAUUUUUCUUGUUUUCUGUUUUCGUUUCUCGAAUAUAAUAUUAUUUUUGUUAUAAAGAAAACCAGUCAUAGAUAAAAGCUAUAGAUUCCGUAAAAAGGAUUAGCAAAUCACAUAAUGAUCAUUCAUUAUGAAUUCAUUUGCCUCUUUUUAUAUAUAUCAAAAUGUCAAGCAGAAAUAGUAAAUCAAUUUGUUCACCAAAAGAACCAGAGUCUACAAUCAUUUACUUAUCUUGGAGAUACACCCUACCAAAAUCAAACAUCGAAAUCGCCUAUUAUCACCACUGCACUCCGUGUUCAAAGAGAUAUUGCAAUAAAUAUCACAAUUGAUCAGCUUAUAUGGCCAUCUUUAGAAUUAAAUACAGCCUUUUUUGGUAAAGAUUAUUCUGUACAACGAUUAUCUAAAGUUAACAAUGUACUUCAAAUGGGAUACAACCGGCUAGUAUUAGAUAUUUAUUGGGAACCUACUCAACAGGAAUGGCAAUUAUGUCCUUUUAGUCUAAAGGAUAUCAAUACCACAAUUGUAGAUGUAUUCUUACCGAAUAAUUAUGUAUGUUCUUCUAAAUAUAAGUUUAGAAACUUUUUAGAAUCGAUCAACAACUAUCUUAUCUCUACAGAAGUUGUAACAAACUCCAAAAAAACUAAUUUACUCUUUCUUAUUCUCAAUCUACAUGACCUUGGCACUACAACAAUAAACGUUAAUAAUACUGCUGAAUCUUCUACUAGCGUCGAAAUGAGUGACUCUAACUUGGGUCAAAUUAUUCAGAAUUCUAUUUCAUCUUAUACUUCUUCCUCCUCCUCUAAAUCCCCUAGAAUCUAUACACCUUUAAACUUAUCCAAUUAUCAUGCUAAUUUAUAUGCCUCAUUUAAUCGAGAUAAUCCUCCAUCUUAUUCACAACAAUUCAGUAAUAUUAGUAACAUUUGGCCCGAAUGGCUUUAUUUGAUUGAGCAAAAGGUUCAGCUAUUAGUAGGAUUUGGUACUAUAUCACCUGGUCCGACUUCUUUUCGUAUUACUUCAAUGGAUUAUGACACUAUUUUUGAUGCUCAAGCCAUAAAUGGAUUUAUGAAUACGACAAUUGAAACGCAAUGUCCUAGUAAUACAUCAUGGGCUUUUAUUAACGAUCAUAAAAUACCGUUUACAUAUACAUCUGCUCUUAAUGUUACUCAGUGUAACUAUUCACCUUAUUUUACUCAUUCCAAUUAUUCAGAUAACCAUUCUCUUUAUUCAACAUAUGAUAACAGUUCUCAUUUGGCUGAUAAUAUUCUUUCAACUAUUUGGUCCUGGGAUGUGAAUGAGCCGAGGGAUAUUCCACAUUUACGUUGUGCUGCAAUGUCAAAAGAGAACGGGCGUUGGAAAGCCACAAAUUGUGUAGAUCAAUAUAGAGUAGCUUGUCGUAAAUUACGUGAGCUUGAUACAUGGAUUUUAACCCAACAUACAUAUAAUUAUGAACGAUCACUUACUGCCUGUCCUGAAGAUUAUGUCUUUGACGUACCUCGUAUACCUCGUCAAAAUACCAUUCUAAAGCGAAUUAUUGAUUAUUCAAAUAUAACAGAAGAUAGAGUAUGGAUCAAUUUAAAUUUGCCUUAUAAUAUAGAUAAUUGUUGGGUCGUUGGUAGAUAUGGUACUUGUUGGUGGUUUAAUGAUAAUGCUCAAGAAUUCAUUGGCCUCAUCAGAACUUCCAUCAUAGGAGGUGUUAUUAUUUUAAUUUUUGUAAGUAUCUUUGCUUGGAUAAAAUGCGCUAGAAUGUGGAGAAAUAGAAAUUCAAGAUCACGUAAAGCAAUGGUAAAGGCUAUGCUUGCAAAGAGAGAAUAUGUUACAGUUCCUGUAAGUUGGUUUAGUUAGCUUUAUUUUAUUUUAUUUUUUUUAUCAUUAUUAUUACAUAUAGCUUAUAUGAUGAUACUAGGCAUAAUUAUGUACUAUAUAAAUAGAACUUUAGACUAGAAAAAAAAAAGAAAAAUUACAAUACUAUUACACUAAUUAACAACUAUUACAAGACUUUACGAUCGAUUUUUUUUUCUUUUAAUAAUAUUCAAUAUUGUAUAUAUAAG
Cokeromyces recurvatus is the source of this 2094-nucleotide messenger RNA. RefSeq lists its product as uncharacterized. The transcript has 4 exons. The record is from RefSeq and is a predicted model, not a curated record. Bases 164 to 1888 code for a protein of 574 amino acids. NCBI's taxonomy places the organism in Eukaryota, Fungi, Mucoromycota, Mucoromycetes, Mucorales, Mucoraceae.